Messenger RNA from Saccostrea echinata, 3246 nucleotides. RefSeq names its product cilium assembly protein DZIP1-like. Gene Ontology annotation, cellular component: cytoplasm; ciliary basal body. Gene Ontology annotation, biological process: cilium assembly. Lineage: Eukaryota; Metazoa; Mollusca; Bivalvia; Ostreida; Ostreidae. The transcript is spliced from 21 exons. Bases 103 to 2823 code for a protein of 906 amino acids. The record is from RefSeq and is a predicted model, not a curated record.
GAUAGAUUUUUAAACGAGAGAAAAGACCCAAAUAUGACUUAAAUAAAAUUUGCGACAGAAAUUUAUGUUAGGAGUACGAUUUGUUGAUAUACUGGACUCAAGAUGGCUACACAGUUCAUGCCACAUUAUGAUGCCCAUGCUGCUGCAGGACCACAGUCCAGCCACAAAGUGGGUCACCAAGCGGCUUUUGCGCACAGAAAUACAAAUGGUCGUAGUUUUGCAUUUCGGAAGAGAUAUGAGAGGAUAGACUGGAGGAGGAUAGCAUCAGUCGAUGUGGAUCAAGUUGCGAGAACACUGGAUUUUAAUGCUCUACAAGACAACAUUAUGAAUUUGACAUUUUGCAACAUAGAAGCUGAACUGGAUGUGAGAAUGGUCGACCCAAAUUUCAUCAAACUCUUCAAAUUGGCCCAGUUAACAAUUGAGUAUUUACUGCAUUCCCAGGAAUAUAUGACUGGAGUUGUCUCCAACAUGGAGGAGAAAAUCAAGAAAGAAGAAGAGGAUCAUGCAGAAACUAAAGCACAGCUGGAGAAGGUUAAGAAGGAACUGGCAGACACUAAGAAAGAAAGUCACAAGAGAAAAAAGCUACUCAUGGCACAACAACAACUUAUCCAUGCAGGAUCUGGUAGUUAUAAUAAGUGUCCCUUUUGUCCAAAAGCUUUUCUCAACUCAUCUUUUCUUCAAUCCCACAUCAACCGACGCCAUAACGACUUCUCUGGGAAAGCAGCAUCUGUUGCCGUGGGAGCAGAGCAGAGCACAGGGCAGAUUCCAAUGGUUGCAAAGGAAACCAAAGAAGUAUUCCAGCAGUUCCAAGUUCAACCGGAACAAGUUAAGACAGUUCAUGAAGUUUCAGCUCCAAAAUCACCAGACACCACAGCAAAGAUGGAGGUUAUAAGAGUUCAAGAGGAAGAUAAGAAAGAAAUUGAGAAGGUCAAGGAAAUGUUUAUGAGAGAAUUACGAGAAAUGAAUGAAAAAUACCAGUCCUCAGAGCGUGCCAUGAUGGAGAUGGAACAGCGCUAUAGCAAAAGGUCAAAUCUCGGCGACCUUCAGGAUGACAUUGACAAUGAGAGGGAGUUGCUACGGCAACAGAAAGAGGAAGUAGCCAUGUUGAAGGAGCAGCUGGAGAACCAGUUAAGAAAUGCCAGUUUAGAAUCAUCUACCAGGACUUCUGAGAGAGACAGGUCUAGAAGACGAAAACCAGCUCCUGCACGUGUAAGGCAAGAAGUGCACGUACAAAAACCUGUAGAGGAAGAAAUUGAGGAAAUGUUGGCUGAUGCUGGUGCAGCGGCAUCUCCGGAGAGAACAACACCACGUGGUGGUCAACCCAGUGGUGUGGAGGUCCCCACUAAGUUACAGAUGGAACCCAGUGAUGACGAUGAUGAAGAUACAGAGCUGAAAUCUGGACGAGGAACAGGCACGGGGAGUUUUGGUCGGGAAUCUAUGCAUAGCACCAUGGAUUCUUUCAGAAGUGGAGAACUAACAUUGAGGACCACACAGUUCCUCGAGGAGCUGAGGAAGAACCCCACAUUGAAACUGAUGAGGGACGAGCUCAUCUCACUGUUACAGGACAGCCUGGACAAAAUAGGAAUUCCUCCGGAAACAAGAGGCAUUCCUGAUGAUUUGUUGAUCAGCAAACUAGCAUUACUGAAACAGAGGAGGCAGACCACAGUGCAGAAAUAUCCCAUCUUCACAGAGUUCAGAAAGCAGUGUAAUGCCCAUGCUGAUCAGUUGGCUAGAGAGAGACUGAGGGAACAAAAAAGAUCACCCCCUCCCUCCUCAGGUAGCAGAGCAGGAAUUCCUCCCCGUGCUGUAACUAACACCAGUAUGAUGGCCUCAGGAACCUCUAGUCCAGUCAGGUCUGCCCAGCAGUCUCCAGUUCGCCAAUCCCCAGCCCCAGUUUACAGGCAGCCUGCAGCUUCCUCACCCCAGAGACCAACACCAGCUUCCACUGGUCAGGGUAGGGUACCCCAGCCCCAAACACAGCCGCCUAGAGCAGCACCGUCGCAGCAGCAACCAAAGCCAGCACCUCGUAGUCCUCAGAGGACGCCUCACUCCACAGGUUCUAGUUUAGAGUGGACCAGCACACAGUGGGAGUCUGGGGAGGAUGAAGAAUCAGAAGAGGAGGAGGAGGAGCCCCCAGCAUUUGAGCAUGUCAGAGUGAUAAAGUCUGGGCCCGCGGGGAGGGGGAGGGGAAUCCCUGCCCCUCGGACACAGCCCACACCUAUGACUAGACAACCUGUACAGGUUACCUCUGGGAAAGCUCAAGAUGAUGAUGAUGAUGGAUGGGAUUCAGAUGAUAUCAGUGACCUGGAGGAGGAGAUAUUACCUGGUAAGUCCAGUACAGCACCCACACCUAUGAGAGUCCAGUCCUCACCAGCUAGAAAUCCUGGCCUGGCCACCUCACCGGCCAGAGGGGGACCAGUUGUAGUACAACCCAAAGGUCAAAAGGUCGCAGAACUCUCACGAACCAUAGAAAUGCAGCUGGCUGGUCGCAAAGAAAAGAAACUAGCAGGGGCAGUGGAUAUGAUGGGAGGAAAAAAAGAAAAAGAUGUCCUGGAUGACUUUUCUGACAGUGACUGGGAUGUUUCUCCAGUUGAGGAAGAUCCCCCCGCUUCCACAGCUCCAAAGAAGGCUACAGUUCAAGUCAGGGGUAGCCAUGCUUCUGAUACUACUAAUACCUAUGGUACUAGUGUCUGGGGGUCAUCUUCUAAAGGAGCCAGUACGGUGCCGGCAGCAGGUACACAGGGAGGUCGGGCAUCUAGGGGGUCAUUUGUCAGUGUCACAGAUGUCAGCUCAGAUGAGGAACUGGAUCUUGACAACAUUUAGUGUUCUCUGUCUUAUUUAUACCCAAUCUAAUGAAAAAUAAAACAGUCAAUAGGAUGGUUAUAUAUCUUGAAGAACUGAACGUACAUGUAACUGGUUUGGUGCUCAUACACUCUCCAACUUAGUUUGGAAAUAUGGUACUAAAUAGCAUAAACAGGGCUGUAGGUUUAAUAGAUAAACUAUUGAUGUUGGAUUUUUGCCAGUCUAGUAACUAUUUAUCAUACUGUAGUUGUUAAAAAAAGCCACUUUUCCCUUUACUGUAGUUGUUAAAAAAAUUUUUAAUAAGUACAAUGUACUUGUAAAAUGUGAUGUUUAUGUAUUUUAAAUCUGAUCUUAAGUGAAAUACUGUACAUAUCAUAUAUUUUAUGCAAAAUACUUAAAUUCUUUUGAGAUUCUUUAUAAUUCCCUCCAGAUACAUAUAUAUUU